GCGCUCCGCCCAACCGCCAGUUGAUCCUCUACCAAUCUCGUCCAUUCUGGGCUCGCAGGGGUGAUCUGAUCAUUUGUACCAUUUUGUUUCAGUUUUCCUCAAGUAUGGAGAUCCCACGAUGUCUGAAUAGUAUUAUAUAUGCCGAUCUUCUUGAUUACAAAAAUGGCUGCGGCCUGAUUUUGCUUGGUUAUUUCAAACAGUACACCGUAGACUAGCCUGUCCACCCCCUCGCCUUGCUCCCCCUGUGGUGUGGCCGCUGUGAGAGGUUCUUCACGGCUUUCAGUGACAAUGGCGGAGUGCAGCGGCCCAGACAGGCAUAGGGAUAGGGGCGGAUCCUGCUCCUUCACCAACAACCCGGCUGGGAAAAGCCAGGGAGCCCCCGGGACUACGGUCGGCGCUGGGGAAUAUUGCAGGAAAGUGCAGGAGUGGCUGUGGCAGUAUUACAGCUACGUGCAAUGGCAGAGCUGGCUCAUGAUGAUGGCCCCUCUCCCUCCCUAUUACCCCUUCGUCAGCGGCGGGGCCAGGCAGAGCGAGGGGGAGGCAGCCGCUGCUCCCACUCCCGGAGUUAACAAUCCCUUCCCCCUCUACCUCGGCGUUCCCACUGUGUCGCCAACCCCGGGUGAACAACCGCAGCAGCGGGAGGUGGCAACUGCUUCGGCGAGCGGCGUCAGGCUGCCAGCCACUAAUGCGCAGCAACAGGCAGCGAAUGUGCACCCGAGAGGACGUGAAUACACUAUUCCAUCUCUGAUGCAUCGGUUCCUUGCAGAGAUGGUAGAUUUUCUGAUCCUGUUUCUGCUAAAAGCUAUUGUGGUGCUAACAGUGAUGCACAUCUGUGGGAUCAAGGAUCUUUCCAAAUUUGCUCUAAAUUACAUAAUUGAAGAAAUUGAUGAAGACACUUCUCUAGAAGAUCUUCAGAAAAUGAUGGCUGUAGCACUGAUGUACAGACUCUUGGUCUGUUUUUAUGAGAUUGUCUGCCUCUGGGGAGUUGGAGGUGCCACACCUGGCAAGUUUCUGCUUGGGUUGCGAGUUGUGUCAUGUGACAGCUCUGUGCUUGUUGCUCCUAACCGGGUAUUGGUGAUUCCAGCACAGAAUGUCAGCAUAUCGUCGUCUUCAAUACGAGCAUUGAUCAAGAAUUUUUCAAUUGCCUUCUUUUUCCCCGCGUUCGUUACAUUGCUUUUCUUUCAACAUAAUCGUACAGCCUACGAUAUAGUAGCUGGGACCAUUGUGGUAAAGAGAAGUGGAGGAAGGUAAAGACUCUGCAAGUGACUAUAAUUUUUUUACUCUGGUCCUCCCAUUUGCUAAGUUCUGCAUUAUUCAGAAGGAGAAGAAAAGACCCUUCGCUGUCUUCACUCCAAAGUAAUGGAUUCUUUGAGAACUAAGUUGAAAAUGAAUACAUAUACAGUAAAGUACCUACGAGGAUUUACAGGAAUUGAUUUGGUCUUGGGAAUGAAUCUCCUCCAGUGCUUAAGUGUAGUCUUUAAAAUGUGUAUCUUGACUGACUCGCAGGUUCCACAUCAGAAAUAUGCAUAACUUUGAAAUUAAAGUCUCAAAAUCUUCCACAAAAAUUGCAUGGCUACAUUUGAGAAAUCUCAACUUUAAAAUUUACAAUUGCUGUUUUACUUCAGUCUCCUCGUCGUGACACUUCUAUUUUGUGUGUGGCUGCUGCUUUGGAAACUUCUGCUAGGGAAGAAAACGACUUGCAGCUGAUCAACUUGAAACAAUAACCAAGGUGUUGUUGAUAGCUGUCAACUUCCCUCUGGAAAUAUAACUGGACAGAUUGGAUUAGAGAAGAAGUUUUAAAUCAUGAAACCCUUCCACUAAAUAUUCAGAGGAAAAGCAGAUUUGAAAAGAGCAUACUUUCAAACCUACUUUGUUUUUAGCACAUUAAAGGUUUCAAUUGUUUAUAAAGUUGAUACCUGUUCUGCAAUAGUAAAUCCAUAUGCUCAGUAUUAGAAUUAAUUCUAUUCAGUUUGAUUCCCAAAGAUUAUGUAGGAUUUUUGAAAAAUAUACUUUGAGUAACAUGUUAUGACUCUUAUGUGCAAAUUAUAUUUUUAAAUGGAUGUUCUUGCAUACUUGUGAUUUGUUUUGUUUUUAAAAACAUUAUUAUUCUUUGCAUCCACAUUGAGUUGCUUUCAUGACUGAUUAUCUUGGCCCCUGAACCUACCACCUCAAUGUAACAUGACUUAUUCAGAAAACUCUUUACUACCGGUCAUGUGCUGUUUUACACAAGACAGCAUGUCGUCUUAUGCUGUCAUCAAUUACAAAUUCAUACCGAACUUUUUUUGCGUACCCAUGAUAUUUGAACUGGUGAUCUAAAACUCAUGGGUAGACUUCCAUUCGGUUUAACGUAAUAGGAAUUUGAGAGUAUCUGGAGGGCCACUCUCAGAUAUUUUCCCAUUUAAUGGUCUGACCAAAUUAUCAUUCAUGCUUGCCAAAUGCCAAUUUAUUCUGUUAGGCCCUAAAUGCUGUGACAAGGCAUACUGUAUUUUUCCCAGCAUUUAUGAUAUUUCCUGUUCACUCAUAUAAAAGUGUUAACUAACAUGUCUUGUUUAUGGAUAUGCAUUUAAAUAAUACAUCAUUGAGGUAU
Molecule: messenger RNA, 2587 nt
Organism: Chiloscyllium plagiosum (whitespotted bambooshark)
Lineage: Eukaryota; Metazoa; Chordata; Chondrichthyes; Orectolobiformes; Hemiscylliidae
Product: protein FAM8A1
Source: RefSeq, a predicted model, not a curated record